AUGGACGGGCAGGUACCAUCUCUCCUCGACGCCGUUGGCUAUCAAUUCCAACCCGCCAUACCCGGCCUUCCUCAAAUCGAGUUCAGGCUCGAAGGUGACGCGUACGUCGCGGUUGAACAACCUUCGGAAUUGCAACGCGGUCGCAAGCGCACAGCAAUCGAUGUGCUUCAUCCGGAUCGACCGAAGGUUCGGGUCCUUGAAGCUGGCCCUGCGUAUUUGCAUGAACGUGUCCUCAAGGCCGAGGGCGAGAAGCUGCGCGUCGAGAUGCGACGCAAGAUGGAGUCAAGCCACGAUACGUUGGUCCCGGCGUUAACGUUCAAUCACCGUCACGCCGAGCGGUUGGUGUCUCGCGCGCUGCUGUGGUCCCAUCAAAGCCAAUUGCGAAGGACAGAUGACUCAGCUGCGGCGACUUCGUCUCAAAGCGAAAAUGAGCACGCAGCCCUGAAUGGGGCCACCACAGCAUCCUAUACGGAGCCUGGCCAUCAUAUCAUAGAGCGCGCAGACGUUCGUUCCGACACACACAGCCGCGAUCGCCAAGGCGAGAUGGCCGAGAGCUUAACAAGUGUCGGUGGUUCACAAGAAGGUUGGGACGACACCUACGAUCGAGAAGCACCCUUGGGUCCGAGUAUCGAGCAAUCCGAUACGACUUCCGUUCAUGCCGUGGCGAACGUCGAGGAUCCAAUGCCUCGUGCGGGUUAUUCCGCCCAUGUUGAUGCGCAUGAGCCCUGGGAGAGUACUAUGCACGGAAGCGACGCCGACCCCUCCCUGCAUUCCAGUGGUAGCGGUCCACCCUCCUUUGGGUCCGAGGAUUUUGGCUCGUAUGCUACCGUCCCAAGUGUGAUCGACCAUGGAGGUGGUGCGUCUGACGAUGCCUUGCAACCCAAUCCCUACAUCUUCGAUGCAGAAGAAGCCGCGGGUCACGGAGACGUCCAUGAAGGCUGGCUUUCGCAGAGCUUCGCGAUCUCAUCCGAAGUGUCGGGCAUGCAAGGCGAUCGUGAUGACGACCCCAAUGCGCCCCGUGUGCCCUCUCCUGCUCUUCCAAGGAGCCCGAGCGAUGGCGGACAGCUGCAUUAUCAAAGCGUGGCCGACAACCUUGUUGAGGUAUCCGACGCUCCGUGGUGCGCGCCCUCAGAUCGGUCCCCAGCUGCUACUAGCACUGUAGACUUCAGGGAUAGUGCCACACACGGCGACCCGGAUCUACAGGGCUCGACGUCGGUUUUUGACGAGCUGGGCGAACAAGGCUCUAGCUCUGUCGUCUUCGGUGAACUACCCGGUGACCCUUUCGCUACUACCGCAUGGAGUGCGAGCGAUGCCGAAUCUGUUGCCACUUGGGGCGUGCAUAGCCCCACGAGUAGUGUAUUCGGCGGUGGCUUGCAACUCGAGCCCUCGAUUCGCUCUCCCACUGACGCGGGCGAUGGCUGCCUUUUGGAGAGGCCUGUGCAUGAAGACCCAUUCUCACAAAACUCUGCAUUCACACCUGAGCCUGAGGAGCCAAGUGCACAAGACGCCCAUGAUCGUGACCCCCAAGCGCUUCAUGAGCUCCCUGGUACCGCUACAAGGAGCUCAGGCGAUGGUGAACCAUUACGUUUUCACACCGCGACCGACGAUCGUGACGACUCCGAUCUCCCGUGCCGUGAGCCUCUCAAUUCGCUUUACGCUGUCGGCAAUGAGCCUUCCGCUACUACUUCUGGGGGCAUACUAAGAGAUGUCGUACCGCAUUCCCCCGGUCUCGACGCCUCCGAAUUCUCUGCCGGCUCCUUAGAUGCCGACGAACGUCGAAGCGGUGUAUUGAACGACAUGUCACGAUCUCAGUCCCUCAUUCCCGAACCGGUUGUCAUGGAUGAAGGCUUCUGGGACGGUGUUCAGCACGGGGAUAGACAUGCACGGGGUUCCGCGUCUAUCUUCGACGAGACACAUAUGCAAGGUUUUGACUCUGGCCAAUUGGAUGAUCUGGCCAGCGGAACCUCCCAUGCCAUGCACAGCGACUCGGAGGAUGACGGCCCAACGCGCUCUCAAGGUAUGACCGACAACCCAUGGUCUGAGCCACCAAGUCUCCCAGCUUUUGCAGGCUAUGAAGACUUCUGGGACAGCACCAUGCAAGCAGGCCGGCAUGUGGAGGGUACUGUACCAGUCUCAGACGAGCUGGAUGUACGAAGCUCGGGUUCAGCCAUCUUUGGCGACCCACCCAACGACCCUUUCGCUGUUAUCCCAGGUAGGAUGAACAAUGAAGAGCCGCCGUACUCUCACGUUGACGACGCCUUUGAAUCCUCCGCCGCCGUCUGGAGCGCGGGCAGUCAUAUACAUGGUAUGUCCGAUGGUGCGAUGCAACCUGCGCCCUUGAUCACCGAUCCAGUAAUCGACAACGGAGGCUUCUGGGAGAGUGCGACGAGUGGAGGCUCACGCCCAGGGCGGCCUGCAGUCGUAUCCGAUAUAGCUGGUAUGCAAGUCCCGGCAGAUGGCUUGCUCGGUGAUGUACUGCCUGCCGGGCGCGCGACCUGCGCAACCGCCGUUCCAGACACAGGGUAUCAGACCUCCGAUGAUACAGUGAUGGAGAAUAGCUCAGCCCCGAACGUGCUCGCUCCCGGAUCCUACCCGGCUCUCUACAAAGAGCAGCACUCCUUUAAUGGUACUUCUGGCAUCUUGCAAUUCUUACAGCUGCAGGAGGAUACUACAAGCACAUCCCAUCAACCCGUCGGAUACGAGAACGCACAGACUACGGACCAUGGAUCGCUCAGAGGGCUUCAAGAUCCCUCCCGUGUUUUCGGGGACCAUUCACACGGAUCAGCCCUCGAUUGGGGCGACAACAGCAGUUGUGACGCAAUGGACACCGACGUCGACCCUCCGAGCGCCCAUCUACACCAGAUGACUACAGACGCGCACGAUCCUGAAGACGAGGCCCAGCCCGAUCAUCCGCGCGCUGAUGGGCCAUUAGAUGUCGAGGAUCAACAAGGCGAACUUGAGGAGGGUACUGGUAGCGAUGAUGAGAGUUCUGACAGCGACAGCGACAGCACCGACGACGAUGAGGGUGGCGACGGUGGCGACGGUAGCGAUGGUAGCGACGGUAGCGACGGUGGCGACGGUGGCGACGGUGACGGCGGGGACGACAUCGAAGAAGGACUCUUACGUGAAAUUGAACGUGAAAGUUCGCGCCGCAAGGGUAAGCAGCGUGAGCUUCCUAUCCAGGCGCCCCCGAGUCGCAGCCCCGAGAUGUACAGCAACUCUGGCAGCGGAUUUUCUGGCCUCGUUGGUGCACAAUCCGGCGUCGAAUUAGGCGGGCCCUCCGCCGUCUCUCAGCGACUUCAAAACACAGUGACCGGUGAGGGAUCCAAUCAAGCUACAGAACCGGUUACAAAGUCGGAUUCCUUGAAGAGUAGCAGACGCCGAAAUCGUCGCGGUCGUAGGCGUCAGGGUGUCCGGGAUGAAUUGCAACUGGACGAGCUUUCGUCAAGUUUGUCUACAAGCGAUCCUGUGAGCAACGUCGUGCUGUCGUUUCUUCCCCGCUAA
Messenger RNA from Fomitopsis serialis, 3504 nucleotides. RefSeq lists its product as uncharacterized. The coding region runs from base 1 to 3504 and encodes 1167 amino acids. The transcript has 4 exons. Lineage: Eukaryota; Fungi; Basidiomycota; Agaricomycetes; Polyporales; Fomitopsidaceae. The record is from RefSeq and is a predicted model, not a curated record.